AUGAAAAAAGCAAUAUGGGCAACAUUAGAACAUUUAUGCUCAAGCAAUGAAAAUCCGCGGCACGAUAAUUGUCCGGCUGGAGCCGACAGCUGGUGCCAGUGGCGGAAGUAUGAAGCGACAGGUAAAUUGGAAGAGUACGACCAUCCCCCUCCACUCCAUCCAGAUAUUGAGGAGCAUUUGAUUCCAAUAUAUACUGAUUUGUCCAAUGAAGACCUUUUAACGCGAUGUAUGGGUGGACAUACACAAAAUGCAAACGAAAGUUUCAACGCGACCGUCUGGCGACUAGCACCGAAGCAUUUGAACUCCGGCAAAAAUAUUAUUGAAAUCGCCGCCUUUAUUGCUGCCGGCAUUUUCAAUGAAGGAUAUUCAUCACUUUUGAAGAUGAUGAAUCAAUUAGAGAUCAACAUUGGACCAGAGUGCCGGAAUUUCGCUAAUAUGUACGACACGCAGCGCAUCUCGAGGCAGGAGCGACGUAGACUCAGCAGCACAAAGGAGGCUCGAGCAGCUCGUCGGCUGGCUCAAAUUACCACAAAUGAAUUUCAUGAGGAAGCUGAAGGACUACUGUAUGGUGCUGGUAUAGCAGAUUAGCCUUCGAGCUCUGUAAGUACUCAAUAACUAUUAGUUUUUUAAACCGAAAACUUUAAACGCGUUUUCCUCGAAAUGUGUUUUUCACAUUUUCUUGAAUUUUGUGUACACGAUUACAAAAAAACUAUUUGACCUAUCGACUUCGUUCAAAGUAUUUUAGUUAAAUAAUAGC
Messenger RNA from Ooceraea biroi (clonal raider ant), 757 nucleotides. RefSeq lists its product as uncharacterized. NCBI's taxonomy places the organism in Eukaryota, Metazoa, Arthropoda, Insecta, Hymenoptera, Formicidae. The record is from RefSeq and is a predicted model, not a curated record.